AUGCUCGUAAAGCCUUGCGGGCCAGGCUCACACAUAGACAGACAGACCGACAGACGCAACCUUUUCCCACGCAGGAAACUGUCUCGCCCCGGCCAGGGGACAGAGAUUGAAAGCAUGGUACUGAUAAGAGGAGCAGAAUUGCAGUUUUAUUCCUGUGUCACAAUAUUGAUGUCGUUUAAAAAGUGCCUCACUCAGACAUUUACCUUGAAAAUUGGUUUUAUGUAUUGUUGUUUUAAUUUAAUUUUAUUUGGCUGAUUUCUACUGCAGUCCCAGCACCUCAGAAGGGGUAUUUUGGAAGGAAUUGGGAAAGCAGUAGGGUGGAAUAAUGUGCCUUAACAAGAAGCUUCCUUGGAAAUGGUGGGUAGUUGAGUAAAGCAAGGGUAAUGAUUACAAGGAACAGCUAGGGGAGAGCGGGGUAAGUUGAGCCAAAGGGGUAAGUUGAGCCACCCUUGUUUCUAGGAAACAAUACACAAUUAAUAAUUUGACCAAAUAUUUAGGAAGAGGUCUGUGAAGGAAGAAACCACAUGCUAAAAGUGGCAAGCAAGUUAGGUAAAAAAAAAAACAGAUUUUCACGAUGCACUUAAAAGUAGAUACUUUUAAGAUUGUUCUAUACAUGAGUUGGGGUCUCUAUACGCUUCAAUAUGAGGUCCUAAACCUAACAUGAAAGUGUGUCCUUGUAGCUGUGUGGGCUAAUAUAGUCACAAUAUUUGCCUUGGGGUAAAUUGAGCAAAUGGUUGAGCUAAUAGCAAGUUGAGCGAAUUGAAGUGUUUUCUUCCCAGGUGUAAUGCAAGUCAUUAUUGCUGGGAUAUUAGGUAACAACAGGGUCUGGCCUAUGUUUAAAGUGUUUUAAAAAGUACAAAGUGUUUGUUAGGUGUUAAGCCUGUGUUAAAAGAUGCUUAAAAUGAUUAAAAGACAAAAAGCGAUUGUGAUCGUGUUGAAUAUUGUUUGGGAAAUAAAGACAGACAUGGUUUUUAAAAGAUUGUGGUAAUAUUUCAUUCAGUACAGAACUGUGUAGGUGGCUUAACUUACCCUGUCCCAUUUUUUUUCUAAACUGUAACGUUUACAUGAAUUCUGAUUAUUUCCAGGGAUACACAACAUAUUAAAUAUAUGUAGAUAUCUUUGUUAGAAAGAAUACUAUAUUUCCCUUGAUGGGAGUGAUGCUGAAUGUAUAAAUUGGCUCAACUUACACCACUCUCCCCUAAAGGACAGAUAAGGAAAGGCUAUUGGAAAGUGAAACAGAGUGCAACAUUUGGAAAAGGGGAUUUUAUUCCCCCUCACAGCUCUGUGGAAACAAUUCCCCUCUGCUGCUCCUGUGAACAUUAGUAAUCAUUAACAGUCAGCAAGAGUGGAAUCAAACCAGGGACACCCCUUGCAUUGUACUGGAGACAAAAAGUCCAGAAAGUCUUAAUACCAUCUCACUUUGUCCCAGUAUACAUUAAGAAAAGGGCACACUGCUCUGUAACAUACCAGUGACCCCAACUAAUGUACUAAAAGUGCAGGACUAGGGGACUCAUGAGUUUUUACAGGUCUCUGCUACCCCCUGGUGUCUGAAACAUGAUACAUGUCUGUUACCAUGCUAUAGGUGUCAUUGGUUUUGGUUCUCACUCCUACAGAAACCAGUACACCCCACCACAGGGAUCCUAGCCGUGUUCGUGGCACUCAACUACUGUGACGUGGUCCACGUAGCUGGGUUUGGAUAUCCAGCAUCCAAAAGCCAGAAGCAUCCUAUACACUACUACGGAUAUGACACUAUGAAAUCCAUGAAGGUGAGUGUGCAUGGGAUUUUACUCAACUCCCAUGUCAGGGAUGAACACGCUUAAGUGUUAUACUCCAUGGUAGUAGCUUUUUAAGUGCACUUGUGUAUGUUGUUUUCUAUUUUAUCUAGGCAAAAUAAGUGAUGUUAUGUUUAGACUCUGCUUUCGUUCUGUUCCAGGAUUCCUACCAUGACCUUACUCACGAAGCAGAAACCUUAAAAAAACUAGAGGAUUCGGGGGCUAUCCUGUACUUACACCCUCACUCCUGACACACAUACACAAGGUCCAGAAACAGACCAUAUCCCUUAUCUCCUAGAAACGUCAUCAAAAUCUGAAAGGAAUUUUCACUGCACUGCUAAUACCUAUAAAUGUUUUCUUCAGAUCUACACACAUGCCUAGGUGGUAGAGGUUAGCGGGCGUUCAUGGACUG
Molecule: messenger RNA, 2184 nt
Organism: Coregonus sp. 'balchen'
Lineage: Eukaryota; Metazoa; Chordata; Actinopteri; Salmoniformes; Salmonidae
Source: the annotation of a GenBank genome assembly